AUGGCGGAAUUUGAGGUGAUCAUCGUCGGUGGUGGGCCCGCGGGGAUAGCAACAUCGGCGUGCCUUAACCGCCUCGAGGUGUCAAAUGUUGUCAUCGAAAGGGAAGAUUGUUGCGCCUCUCUUUGGAAGAAGAGGGCUUAUGACCGCUUGAAGCUUCACUUGGCUAAGCAAUUUUGCGAGCUUCCUCACAUGUCAUUCCCUCCCGAGGCACCCACAUUUGUCCCUAAAAAGGACUUCAUUCGCUACUUGGACGACUAUGUCGAGAAAUUCGAUGUCAAGCCCCACUACAACCGCAGCGUUGAAUCCGCUUUCUUCGACAAAAGCAUUGGCAAGUGGUCCGUCGUUGUAAAGAACUUGGUUACGGCGGUGUACGAGGUCUAUUUCUCAGCGUUUCUCGUUGUCGCGACCGGGGAGAAUAGCCAGGGCUACAUUCCUCACAUGCCCGGAAUUGAGGGUUUUGAAGGGAAGGUUAUGCACUCUAGUCAAUAUGACAAUGGCAAGAGUUUGAAAGGCAACGAUGUUUUGGUUGUGGGGUCAGGGAAUUCUGGGAUGGAGAUUGCCUAUGACUUGUCAAACUGGGAUGCCAACACUUCCAUUGUCGUUCGUAGUCCGGUACACUUGUUGACCGAGAAUAUAGUCAAAAUUGGAAUGAUACUUUUGAAGUUCCUUCCAAUAAAAUUUGUCGACAUGAUAACAUUGACUCUAGGAAAAUUGAAGUAUGGAAAUGUCUCCAAGUAUGGUCUUCAAAGGCCUAAGGAAGGACCAUUUUUUACCAAAUUAGCCACCGGAAGAUCUCCCACCAUUGACGUUGGAACCGUGGACAAGAUCAAAUCAGGACAUAUCAAGGUUUUGCCAUCGGUUACAAGAAUUAAUGGAAACAACGUCGCAUUCGAUGAUGGCGAAAUGCGUUACUUUGACGCUAUAGUCUUCGCUACUGGUUACAGAAGCACAGUGAAAAACUGGCUUAAGGGUGGAGAUGACCUCUUUAACGAGAAAGGAAUGCCAAGGAAAAAGCUUCCCAAUGAGUAUUGGAAAGGGCAAAAUGGUCUUUACUGUGCUGGGUUCUCAUCAAGAGGAUUGUUUGGAAUUUCAAUGGAUGCACAAAACAUAGCACAAGACAUUAUUUUUAACUUGUCUCACCGCGAGGGAAAGCUUUGA
Messenger RNA from Morus notabilis, 1158 nucleotides. Its product is annotated as probable indole-3-pyruvate monooxygenase YUCCA11. Gene Ontology annotation, molecular function: flavin adenine dinucleotide binding; N,N-dimethylaniline monooxygenase activity; NADP binding. The record is from RefSeq and is a predicted model, not a curated record. The transcript has 4 exons. Lineage: Eukaryota; Viridiplantae; Streptophyta; Magnoliopsida; Rosales; Moraceae. Bases 1 to 1158 code for a protein of 385 amino acids.